AUGCCGGAGGACGGAGAGAAAGCUGCAUCGGGAAACCAUGCACGCGCCGACACGCCCGCGGGCCGAUGUGGACAGGGCACGUGCAGGAAGGAUCGGGACCAACGGGGGCGGGAAGCACGAAGAUGCGUGGAGAAGGGUAACGGGGAGGAGGGAGAGGUCACCUCGAAGGAGGCGGUGGGGGGGGCGCGGCCCGCCCGGCCCGCCCGCUGGGCGCAGCUCGCAGCCGCCCCAGAAGGCGCGCAGGCCCUCGCGGCAGGCCAGCAGCGCAGCGGGUCCCGGCGCGGCCGGAUCAGCCGUCGCCGCCUCGAGGAAGGAACACGUGGCACCACGAGAGCACUGCAAGACUGA
This is a messenger RNA of Prorocentrum cordatum, 348 nucleotides long. Lineage: Eukaryota; Dinophyceae; Prorocentrales; Prorocentraceae. The record is from the annotation of a GenBank genome assembly.